AUGAUUUCUUUCUUGAAAAAAAUUCUUCCCAUCUUACUCAUUAGUCUUCUAUUUGCUCAAAUCUUUCAAGUAGCGCCCCUCCCUCUCGCUCUCCCUCCCUCCGCUCUCGCUCCUCCCUCCUCCCUCGCUCUCCCUCCCUCCCUCCUCCCUCCCUCCUCUCUCUCCCUCCCUCCCUCUCUCUCCUCCCUCCCUCUCUCUCCCUCCCCUCUCGCUCUCCCUCCCUCCCUCUCGCUCUCCCUCCCUGGGAUCCCCUUUUUCUUCAUGACUCUUCCUCCCCUCUCUCUGGUUCUCCAGUUUCCCAUUUUUCUCCCUCAACAAUCGCUUUCUCGCUUUCUGGGAUAUUCUCUUUCUGGUUCUUGGUCCAGUUUCCCAUUUUUUUCCUCAAAAUUUUCAAGUUAUGAGGUCUCUUUCUCUCUCUCUCUUUCAAAGGUCUCUCUGGGUCAUGUUUCUUCAGGAUCAUGGUUCUCCACAUUCUUGGUCAUCUAUUUGCUCAAACUUAGGUCCUCUCUCUCUCUCUCUCUCUCUCUCUCUGGGAUGCUGUUUUCUUACUUUCUUCAUUUAAUUCAUUAUUUGCUUUUUUUUCUUUUCUUUAAUUUUUCUUUAUUUCUUUCCUUUCUUUUUUUUAUUUAUUAUUUCCUAUCUUUCUUUAAUAUUUCUUUCUUUAUUCAUGAUCUGUCUGUUCUAGUCUUUUCAUAUCUAUCUAUCUAUCUAUCUGCGUGGGUGGGCUUUUUGUCAUACAUCUACUCCGGCGGGCUUCUCUCUCUCUCUCUCUCUCUCUCUCUCUUACUCUGA
Molecule: messenger RNA, 792 nt
Organism: Acanthosepion pharaonis
Lineage: Eukaryota; Metazoa; Mollusca; Cephalopoda; Sepiida; Sepiidae
Source: the annotation of a GenBank genome assembly